AUGUUAAAUGAAUCUUUAAAUGAAUGUGAAAACGUUUUAAAGAUUAAUCCUAAUUAUUCUAUGGCCAUAAUGCGAAUAGGUAAAGAAUUAUUAUCAUGUAGGAAGUAUAAAAGGAGCUAUGGGAAAUUCCAGUGAAGCACUGUAGUAUUAUAAUAAAGCAAUAGAAAUUGAUGAGAAUUGUUGUUAUGCAUAUAUUAACAGAGGUUAGUAAACUAUUUUAUUGAAAGGAGUGCUAUACGAUCAAAUGGGAAAAAAAGAUGAGGCGCUCCUUGAUUAUAACAAAGCCAUACAAUUAGAUCCAAAUGAUGCAAAGUCUUAUUGCAAUAGGGGUAAUUAAUUUAUUCUAUUUUGAGGAAUUCUAUACAAAGAGAUUGGACAUAUUGAUUAGGCACUUUUAGAUUAUAGCAAGGCUAUUCAACUAGAUCCUAAUGAUGCUAACUCUUAUAAUACAAGGGGUAAUAAACAUGCUUAAUUGUGUAGGCGUUCUAUAUAAAGAGAUGAGAAGUAAAGAACAGGCACUUUUUGAUUUUAAUUAGGCUAUUAAGUUGGAUCCUACUGAUUCUAAUGCUUAUAAUAACAGAGGUAAUUGUUAUAUAAUAUUUAAUAGGGAAUCUAUAUCAGGAAAAUAAUUAAAAUGACUAAGCACUUUCUGAUUAUCUUGAAGCACUAAAAUUGUAACCUGAUCAUCCUCUCAUACUUGCCAACUUAGGAGAUCUUUAUUAUUCAGUUUAAAAUUACACGCUUUCCGCCGAUUAUUAUAGGAGAGCACUUAUUUCUUUGGAUUCAAUUAUCCCCUAAAAGGGCAUUAAUUGGAGCUUAUCUGCUGGGAACAUUUAGUUCAUUAAAAGAAAAAUCACAGUUCUUUUAGAAAUUUAAAAUGAUAUCGCCGAAUUGAGAAAAGAACUUUAAACACUAACUACUCAAUUUGAAUAGGAACAAUCUACUUUAAUUGAAGUUGAAGACAAUAUAAAUACGAUUGAGAGAAAACUGACAAAAUAAUUGAAACCAUUAAAAGAAUCAUCAAAGCAUUCUGAAAAUCAGUAAGAGCUUGAUUACUUGUAAUUGACAUAAGCGGAUUUAAGAUAACUAAAGCAGUAUUUAUCUUAACUACAUUAAACAAUAUUGAAAUAACACGAUAGAAUUACAAAUUUAGAGGAAGAUAAUAUUAAGUUGAAAUAACAAGAUGGAUAUCAAAUAUAGCAAUCUUUGCUGUAAUUGUAAAAUGGUGAAAAUAAACAUUAAUUUAUAUAUUACAAAGCAUUGUUUUGGAAAUUAUAUUAUUACUUGUCGGCAAUGAUGCAGAUAUCUACAGAAUUAUAUUAAGCAAACAGAGAUGCUAUGAUAGAAAGCUAAUCUGAAAAAGUACUAGAUAUAGUUCAAAAGGUGUUCAAUGUAGGCUCUAAGGUUUUAGGAUUUAUGCCAAUAGGCGGAGAAGCAUUUUAACUUAUAAAUGAAGCGCUAGAUUAUACAAUUGAAUAAAAAAAAUAAAAUAAAUUUAAGGACAGACUUAAUAAAUUAACUAAUAUCUUAAAAUGUUAUAAUAUUAUUAGCCCUGUAGAAUUAGAAAACGAAGUAAAGGUAGCAGCAAUUGAACUUGCGAAGAAACAAUAAAUUGACCUAAAUGCUAGAAAGUAUUAACAAUUCGAUGAAUUUGUAAGUAAAUUGAGCAAAUCAGAAAAACCAGAAGAUGAAAAGGACGUGCAUUGGAAAAACGGCACAAAUGAUGCUUUGGUUAUUUUAAAAUAUUUAGAAGAUUAGUCAGAAACCAUAUUAGAGAUGCAUGAUAAAAAGCUAAGAGAAAUAUUUGAAUAUGCUGUUGAGAAAAAUACAAAAGCAUAAAGUCAAGUUUUACAACAAUAAAAUGCAAAACCAAUUUCAUAAGUUGUUACAGUAUCACGUUGCUGUAUCAUUUAUUGA
Molecule: messenger RNA, 1917 nt
Organism: Paramecium octaurelia
Lineage: Eukaryota; Ciliophora; Oligohymenophorea; Peniculida; Parameciidae
Source: the annotation of a GenBank genome assembly